AUACAUAACGGACAUCAUGGACACUCAGUGGAAAUGGAAUUAUUUUACGUUAAAAAGUCUAUGUAAAGUAAAGUGUAGUCUUUGUAACAAAGUUUAUAAGCCUAAACUAUGCAGAACAGAAGCUCUAAAAAACCAUAUAAACGAAAAUAAAGAAAAGGAUCUAGCGCACAACGAAGCUUAUCUGGAAUACGUGUUUAAAGAUCAAAAGUGGAAGGAAAAAAGUGUUAAAGAAUUUAAGUGGGAUUCGCAUUAUAAAAUAAUAUCUUCAAAUAUAAUUCUCAAACCAAAUGUACGAUGCAAACAUUGUAAAGUUGAUAUACCUGCGCCAUGUGAUGAUACACCAUUCCUACGUGCUCCGAAAGGCCUCAGCAAACAUUUAAAACAUGACCAUAACAUUGAAUUCAAAAACUGGAAAGCAUUUAAAGAAUGGAUAUAUAAAUACGCUAAAAAAUAUGGCCCCAACAUACCCUGUCCACGAGAAAACAAGGUGAUUAAAGUACGUAGAUGUGAGGUAUGUAAAGCUAAGAUUCGAGCCAAGAACGCUAUUAUGUUCGUAAAGCACUUGAUCGACGAACAUUACCAAGAAAUUCAGCCUCUUCCUGCGGAUAUAAUACCAAAAGAAUUACAACUUGAUUAUGAUCCUGACGAUAAAUUCGAUGAUUUCGACGUUUCUACUGACUCUGAUGACUCAUCAGAAAGUGACAUUUCGGAAGUCAACGUACCAUCAACCAUUACUCAACCACUUCUUGUUCUUAGUCAGUCAGGUCAGUCUAGUCAGUCAGGAAGCAGCCAGCCUAGUCAGUCAAGUCAGUCUAGCCAGUCACGAUACACCUCAAAAGAAUCUCCAAGUAAACGUAAAAGAAACAGCUCUCGUCAGACAAAAGAACAUCCAAGUAAACGCAAAAAGGAUAGCUCCACUUAGGCAGAAGAACUUUCAAGUCAAUACAGAAAAUCCAGUUUUAAGGACAAUUCGAACGGUGAUCGAGAUGAUUAGUGAUACCGCUAUGUCAAGCAACAUUAUUUCAAUAGUUCGACCUCUAGUUCCGAAUCAUAUAAUAUUUAAAUAAAAAUA
Camponotus floridanus (Florida carpenter ant) is the source of this 1072-nucleotide messenger RNA. RefSeq lists its product as uncharacterized. The coding region runs from base 17 to 922 and encodes 301 amino acids. Lineage: Eukaryota; Metazoa; Arthropoda; Insecta; Hymenoptera; Formicidae. The transcript has 2 exons. The record is from RefSeq and is a predicted model, not a curated record.